Melitaea cinxia (Glanville fritillary) is the source of this 678-nucleotide messenger RNA. It is a transcript of the gene Crz, whose product is annotated as pro-corazonin-like. The transcript is spliced from 2 exons. The coding region runs from base 1 to 297 and encodes 98 amino acids. NCBI's taxonomy places the organism in Eukaryota, Metazoa, Arthropoda, Insecta, Lepidoptera, Nymphalidae. Gene Ontology annotation, molecular function: corazonin receptor binding. Gene Ontology annotation, biological process: positive regulation of heart contraction. The record is from RefSeq and is a predicted model, not a curated record.
AUGAUGACGAACGCCACUCUUCUCCUAAUGAUCGUCACAAUGUCGUCCGUCGCCUCACAAACGUUCCAGUAUUCAAGAGGUUGGACAAACGGCAAGCGAGGUGGACAGAAACACGAACUUACCCUGGAGAAGAUCCUCAACCCCUGCCAAAUGGACAAGCUAAAAUAUCUGCUGGAAGGGAAACCGCUUACAGAAAAAAUUCUAACACCAUGUAAUUACAUCGAAGAAGAUAAUGAACUACCAAAACGUUUCAGUUCGGACCGCGGACAGGACUCCUUGUACGACGCAUUUCAGUAAACUUGUACUCUCUACAAGUUGUAGACUACAACGGUGCCAUUGAACGAGAUUUUGUAUAAAUAUGUCUAAGAUAUAUGAGUAAAUAUUAUUUAAUUUUAGUUUUAUAUAACCUUAUAUUAUUAAACGUUACGUUAUGUUACCUGUGUACCUACUACCUAGAAGAAAUAGCCAAAUUUAGCUAAAUUAAUUAUAAAAAUGUACGGAAAACUACAAAAAAAAAAAAAAAAAAAUUGUAAAAUGUAAAUUCAUUGCACAAAAUGGCUGGUUUUGUGUAAUGAAUUAAUUACUUAAUACACUAAAAUAAAAGCAAGAAACAUUAAUUAUAAAAAGAUUAUAAAUGAUGAAAAGUGUUACCAGUAGGUACCUACUAAAAGGUUUUAU